This is a messenger RNA of Heterobilharzia americana, 1695 nucleotides long. Lineage: Eukaryota; Metazoa; Platyhelminthes; Trematoda; Strigeidida; Schistosomatidae. The record is from the annotation of a GenBank genome assembly.
AUUGAAUAUUGGAUAUUGGACCUAGAAGCGAGAGCUCAAAACCUGAGAGUUUCCUCUACUCGCACUAUUAAUGUUGGAUUUUGGAUAUUAGAUGUUUAAGGUUGUUCGGAGCAAGUGGUGGCAGGUAUUCCAGCGAAGAAACUGAAGAACUAGGUGAAUCUCCGCGGAAGUUACCAGUUUCAAGGAUUAACACAUGAUAGUAACCGAAUAUCUUGUUUUCUGGACAUUCGAAGAUAUUGGACUGUUGAAUUUAACUUACCAUGACUAUCUACCUUCGGAUUAAACGUUCAUAUUCCGAGUGUCCAAGUAAUAUUUAUGAAGCACAAAAUCUUAUUAAACGUCCGAAAAGUGAUUUGCAACCAAUUAAAUUCCAAUACAUUGGUAGUCAAACCACUUCAAAGGGUUCAUCUGUGGAUAAAAUUGAUGAAGUAUGUGAAUCAUCGGAUAAAUUAGGUAAGAUUAUAUGUAACACUUCAGAUGCUACGGUUGUUGAUGAGAAUGAUCACUCAACAAAGUGUCAGGUGAAAGUUAACAAUUUAAAACGUCCUGCUUCUACUAACCUUUUUAACCAGUUUAGUCAUCUCAGUUGUGAUUCACCUGAAAAGCCAAAUGGUCCUCGUCCUCCAAAAGUCUUUAAAGUUAUUGAAUUAACCCCAGAAUCUACUGUCACAACUCCAUUGAACUGCGGUAAUAACAAGGAUGUUGAGAACAGUGAAGCUGACUUUGUUUAUGAUAUCUAUAAAAUGAUAUCCAAUUCAUAUUAUCCUUCAGAAUCAACAAUAUGGUGUACAGAAAACGAUGUGUCAAACGAUAAUCCAUUUAUAAAAAAUAUGAAUAACUACAUCUGUGAUGAUUAUGAUGAGGUGGUGUAUGAUAAUGAUGAUGAUGAAGAUGAUUCGAACAGUGAAUCCAAUUGGCGAAAUGAUUAUCCCGAUGAAAAGAGUUCAUCCAGUGAUUCAUUAUCAUCGAAAUUAUCAGACAGUGAAGUAGAAUCAGAUGAUGAUGAUGAUUAUUAGUUAUAUCCUAUCAUCACAUUUAUGACACUUAUCUAUUAUUGUACAUACUACUUUCACUCUUUCUUAUUAUUCUUUGUUUUACAUUUUUACCUAUUUAUGAUGAUUUGUUUGCUAGUUGUCAAGAUCUUAAACUGUCCAAUAAAGUAAUCAUAGAAGUCUCACUAAACAUUGACCUUUCAGCCUCAGUUUCUUUGACGAGUUUAAAUAACUGUCUACUAUUACCUGUUACUGCUACCCUUUCCAUUUCUUUAGUCAUCACUGCCGCCUACCAUUGUUCCUGGUCAUUACGUGGACUUUUUAUCAAUCAAUAUUUGAUCCUAGUUGUGCUCGUACCCUGCAGGAAUGCGAUCAUGUGCAUCCCAGUAAUUCAGAAGAAGCAACUGAGAUCCGUUUAUCCUUUCUAACCACUUUCUGAGGUUCGUUUGCUACUUUCAACACUUUUUUACAGUAGACUGGAGAUGGCAUCAGCUUUCUUCUGAAUGAAUGAUGUUGCUCUGUUCCGACAAAUAAGUAAUCAGUUUCUCGUUGAAAGCAUCCUUAGUAUUCUUGUCGUAUAGAUGCACUAGCAAUGGUCUUGUUACAGUUUCUUCGACUUCUAUUUAGGUGCAAAAAUGCACGUGUUCGCUGUCCACAUAUGUGUUCCAGAAAGAGCGGCAAUUCCCCACCGACCCUCUUCAGG